Messenger RNA from Mytilus trossulus (common blue mussel), 1044 nucleotides. Its product is annotated as galactoside 2-alpha-L-fucosyltransferase SEC1-like. Gene Ontology annotation, cellular component: membrane. Gene Ontology annotation, biological process: carbohydrate metabolic process. The transcript has a single exon. The coding region runs from base 235 to 1044 and encodes 269 amino acids. NCBI's taxonomy places the organism in Eukaryota, Metazoa, Mollusca, Bivalvia, Mytilida, Mytilidae. Gene Ontology annotation, molecular function: galactoside 2-alpha-L-fucosyltransferase activity. The record is from RefSeq and is a predicted model, not a curated record.
AACGAUUUCGGAAAAUUUGUAGUAUUGAGUUUGACGUUCGGAUGCUGCUCCAUAGUGUUUUACGUCCUCACACAGCAGGAUGUAAUAAUCCACAAAUUUGCAAAAAGCUACUUAGUGACGAUAACACAUUCUUCAAAUGAUACACAAUUCACAGGAAGAAACAAUUAUAAGAUUUCUGAAAAGCCGUUAAAAUUACAAAAUAUAAGUUCAAAAUCGAUCAACAAUUAUGUAACUAUGAAUUUUGAAGGUCGUCUAGGAAACGAAAUAUUUGAAUAUGCAUCAUUGUAUGGUAUAGCUAGAUAUAAUCAUAUGAUUCCUGUUGUGGACGAUAAAUUUCAUUUAAGGAGAAUUUUUAAGAUAUCUCUCACUUCAGUGAAACCACUGGCAAAUAUAAAACGCUUCAAAGAGGCGAAAGCAUGUGCAUUUGACGAAAAAGCUUUCGUCUUGGACAAGAAGUAUAAUUGGACACUUUCAGUAUACCUUCAAAGUUGGAAAUAUUUCAUUGAAUAUAGUGAUGAUAUAAGGAAAGAAUUACGUUUUCAAGACACCAUACAGGCUCAAGCGGUACAAAAGUUUAAUGAAAUAGUGAAAGCUAGAAAUGUAACAGACAAAAACAAAUUAACAUAUAUAGCUGUUCAUGUUCGCCGAGGAGAUAUGUUGAAUAAUAAACCUAAUGUCAAUUUAGGAUAUACAACCGCAAACGUUAAUUACGUGAAUAAUGCCAUGUCAUGGUUCAAGAAAAAGUAUCCCAGUGCCUUUUUCAUUUUUGCCUCAGAUGAUAUAGCUUGGUGUAAAGCUAAUUUCAAUAAACCAAACACUGCCUUUACAACUCAAAGGAAUUCUGCAGCGGUUGAUAUGGCAAUACUUUCACAGUGCAAUCAUUCAAUAAUUACAACUGGAACUUAUGGAUGGUGGUCAGCAUGGUUAAGUGGCGGUCAAACUAUCUAUUAUAAAGAUUUUCCAAGGAAAGGAUCAAGACUCGACAAAGUGUUUGAUGCGAAAACAUAUUUUCCACCAAACUGGAUAGCUAUGUCACAUUUAUGA